Messenger RNA from Anolis sagrei ordinatus, 4579 nucleotides. It is a transcript of the gene ANKRD29, whose product is annotated as ankyrin repeat domain 29. NCBI's taxonomy places the organism in Eukaryota, Metazoa, Chordata, Lepidosauria, Squamata, Anolidae. The record is from RefSeq and is a predicted model, not a curated record. Gene Ontology annotation, molecular function: protein binding.
UGGCGGGAGGGCCGCCUGGCGCGAGGCUGGCUGCCGUUCCUCAGAGAGAAGGCGGAGGAGGAAGGAGAAGGCCGAGGAGGCCAUUGCCGGGCGUGGGGCUGCCGGCAUGAGCAGCGAGGGCUGGGCCGAGCUCAAGAUGUCUUUCAAGAAGGAGACACCGUUGGCAAAUGCUGCAUUCUGGGCUGCAAGGAAAGGAAACUUGGCCCUCCUACAGCUGUUGUUGAACAGUGGGCGUGUUGAUGUGGACUGCAAAGACAGUCUUGGUUCAACAGCGCUUAUGGUAGCAUCGUUCUAUGGCCACAAAGAAUGUGUGCGAGAAUUGGUGCUGCAAGGAGCUGAUAUUAAUCUUCAGAGAGAGACUGGUGCCACUGCCUUGUUCUUUGCUGCACAACAAGGCCAUAAUGAUAUUGUGAAGUUACUCUUUGAGUAUGGAGCCUCCACAGAAUUUAAAACCAAAGAUGGAGGCACCGCUUUGUUAGCUGCUUGCCAGUAUGGACACAUGAGAGUAGUGGAAACAUUACUAAAGCACGGGGCCAACAUCCACGAUCAGCUUUACGAUGGAGCUACAGCCCUUUUUUUGGCUGCUCAAGGAGGAUAUCUGGACUUAAUUCGGUUAUUACUGUCUUCAGGAGCAAAGGUCAAUCAGCCAAGGCAGGAUGGGACAGCUCCAUUGUGGAUUGCCUCUCAGAUGGGCCACAGUGAGAUAGUGCGAGUAAUGCUACUCCGAGGAGCUGACCGAGAUGCGACAAGAAAUGAUGGCACAACUGCUUUACUUAAAGCUGCGAACAAAGGAUAUAGUAGUGUUAUAGAAGAAUUGCUUAAAUUCUCCCCUUCACUUGGCUUACUGAAGAGUGGGACGUCGGCUCUCCAUGCCGCAGUUCUUGGUGGCAGCGUUAAAGCAGUUGCACUACUCUUAGAAGCAGGAGCAGAUCCAUUCCUUAGAAACAAGAAAAAUGAGCUGCCUUCGGACCUCACGAAAAACGAGCGCAUCCUGCGACUCCUGCAACCCAGGGAAAAGGACAGAAAAAGCUAGUACCCAUUGCAUCUAAGGAGAGGACUGGAAGCUCCUGCCCAUACUAGCUCCCAAGCAAGUCUAGUAUUUUUUCUGCAGAAAAUGGCAAUGUUUUGCUGAUACUCAAGCAUGUCCUGGCUCCUUUGAAUGAGACCAGGAUUCCUCACGAAGAGGCACUGCUAAGGUCUUCCACUACAAAGUUCACCAGGUUUUUGUUGCUGGCUUCAAGGCAGGGAAGAUUGGGUCCCCUAUUAUAGCUUUCCUGAAUAAUAGCCCUUACUAUACCAGAGAAGUCUCCCUCUUUGCAGUAAUCUGUUCCUUGAGAUAAAUUUCCCGAUGCUUCUUAAAACCACAUAGGUCUUUCUCCAGUGGCAUUUUGGCUAUUCCGAGCUCUAAUCUUGUUUCUAAAAUAUUAUAGUGAUUAGACUUGGUCUGGUGUUAAUUCCUCUUGUGCCAUACAGAUGGCAGCUUGGUCUCCCAUAAUGCUUUAGGACUCUUUCUACUAAUUACUCUGGCUGCCUUAUUUUGCUCAUUAGUAUCAUGAAGGAUUGCAUUCAGUUCCUUGUAGCACUUCCUUGUAGAGUCACUGGCAAAAAAGGAUACAUCAUUAAAAAGAGGACAAAAGUAGAUACAAAGAGUAGCAUAAACUUUGCAUAUGCAGAUUUAGAAACAAUUACCCGAAUUCCCAAUUAAAAAUAAUAUCUAUCUCACUGUAAGGUGGAAAGUGUGGGACCGAGGUGACCUGUGUGCCUACUCACUCUGUUGCCCAGGUGCUAAAUCUUGAUGGGCAACUUUAAGGCCCCAAUGCUGCCUUUUUAUGGUCCUUUAUCAUCACACAGGGAGUGAAACUGGACAAUCCUUCAAAUGGGGGGUAGCUUUAAAAAAAAUGACACGCAUUUAUAAAGUAGAAUAUAUGGCCACCCUUUUUUCUUGCUAAGCCAAACUAUUUUACAGUAUAGUACAGUCAUGUUUGAUUAUUGUUGCUACUAGAAUUUGUUUUAUUGUAAAAUCUACAAAUGGCAUUCUUAUUUUAUUUUUAUUUUUUGUAAUCUCAGGUAAAAUACUUAUUACAUAAUGAUGUUUUCCCACACUCCACGUGUUUCUUAAUUCAAGUUAUGGUAUUUUGCAGUUAUUCAGGGCAGUUUAGAUUAAGAAAAAAAUAUCCUGCAUGAUUUAGCCCUUUCUGUUUUGAGUGCAGUACAAAUAUAUCCUGGACCACAGAGGAUUACUGGAUCAUUUCUGAACAAGCACAAGUCAUAGGCCAGUGAGCUUUACAAGCAGGAAAGGCAAUUGAUCAUCACGAUCAAAUUUCAGACAAAUUUAAGAGGAUUUACUUUAAUUCAGGGACUGAGUUCAGAUAAAUAGGCAAACACAUACAUUUCACAUACCCAUUAUUUUCCUUAUUUGAAAUUACAGGUUGCAUAUCCACUAUCCAAAAAUCUUGGGGACAGAAGUAUUCCAUAUUUUGGAUUUUGGAAUAUCUGUGUUUGCGUAGGCAUACAUAAUGAGAUGUCAUAGAGAUGGACCUAAGUCUAAAUGUAAAAUCCAUUCAUAUAUAGCUGGUAUACAGUCUGCUGAUAUUUUUUAUACACAAAUUGUAAAAUAUUUUGUGCAUGAAGCAAAGUCUGUGCACAUUGAAUCAUGAAAAAGCAAAAAUAUCAUUAUUUCACCCAUCCAUGUGGACAAUUUUGGAUUUUAGUGUUAUUUGGAUUUCAAAAUACCGGAUAAGGGAUGCUCAAUCUGUACUUCAAGCUUGCAAAAUCUCUAUUAGGUUCUUGUGGGUUUUUUCGGGCUAUAGGGCCAUGUUCUAGAGGCAUUUCUCCUGAUGUUUCUCCUGCCUCUAGAACAUGGCCCUAUAGCCCGAAAAAAACCACAAGAACCUAGUGAUUCCAGCCAUGAAAGCCUUCAACGAUCAUCAAAAUCUCUAUUGUUCUUAUCAUUCAUUGGCUGUUCAGAGAAAAGAAUACUACCAGUAUUACAGAAUAGUGCUAAAGGAAGGGGUGCUAAAUUAAAUUGCCAGUCCCAACUAGAAUAAACACAUAGAAUAUGUGGAAUUUGUAGUAGUAUUGAUUUACCAUUCACUGGUUGAUUCAUUGUGUCUCUCCCUAGACCAGGCCUGCACUACCUGUGGCCCUCCAGAUGUUUGGGCUUCCAAAUCCCAGAAGCCCUAGCCAACUUGUGCAAUGGCCAGGAAUUCUUGAAGUUGAAGUCCAAAACACCUGGAGGGCCACAGGUUGUGUAAGAACCAACAAUUGAAUUUAAGGCUUUGUGGGUGCCAGUGGUUCCCUUGGGAUGUUCUAGCAACAAAAAUGGCUACUGACAAUUAUUCAGUAAAAGAAAUGAUUAAGAAGAUCCAAUCUUUGAUCCAGUCUUCUGUUUCCUUUCCAACAGGAACAAAUCAGAUGCUUUUUGGAAGCCCACAAGCAGGAUUGGAAGGGAAUAGUGAUUUUCUACUGCUGCUCUCCAGCGACUGGUAUUCAGAGAAAAACCAGAAUUUUCACAAGCAACUUCUUUGAAAGGUCCAUGUUGGCCUGAGCAACAAACCUGGUAACCAGAAAGUAACUUUUCCACGGUUUGUGGCAAACUACCCCACUUCAGCAAGAUUUCAUUUAGCAGUAAUAGUGAAUAACCAGAGAGCCUUAGGGUUUGUCUAAUUGGCUUCUCAAGGCCAUCUUUGCCAGUGGACAUGUUAUACCAGUUGCUGGAGAGCAGCAGUAGAUAGGUUAGUUAGCCAUUGUGUAAAGAAAUGUUUCCUUGUGUCUAUUGCCCAACAGUUUCAGUGGGUGACCUUGAGUUACAGUAUUAUUGUUUUUAAAAAACAGAUAAAAACAAGACUUUUUCCUCCUAAUAGAUGCUUGGUCAUUUCAGUCAGCUGUUUCUACAUUGCUUCCAACUCCGUGAAUAUUCUUUCAGACCUGAGAUGCCCAGAACAUGACACAAUUCCCUUACGUUACUAUAUUCACAUGUAUACCUUGUUAGUUAUAUGUGUUUCUCACCGCAAGGGUGGAGUCAUUUUUUUAUUUUGACAUAAAAGUUACACUAGCCAUUUUUAAAGUCUUAGUUUCUUUGUCAUUGUGGACAACAUUUCUUUACCAGAAGGUAAAAUGCCUAUUUUUGUAGACUGCCUGCUCAAACUACAGCAGAAUGAUUGCACUCUUAUUUUGGUGAUUAAUUUAAAAUUACUUUAUUAUUGUUCAGGAGUAUGGUUCAUUUUGAAGGACACUUGAUUUUAAGGAUGACCGCUCUUAGGACUUAGAAAAGCAAGGGCCUUAUAUAUGCAAGUAAAGGAGGAGGUGAACAGGGCUUUCAUGAACUUCAGGCACAGAAGCACUUUUGCUAAUAUGCUGCUGAUUUUUUUUUAUUUGAAAAAGAUAUGCCUGAGCACUUUGCUUCCCAAUUAGCAUGAAAUUAAAGACAAAAUGGGUUAUUAAUGCUGUGAUAAAUAUAUUCAUUUAAUGGGGGAAGUUAUGCUGUAUGUUUUAGGCAGACUGGCAUAUAAUUUUAAAAUGUACUAUGUGUGAAAUCAUAAAACAUUUGUCUUCAUUAAAACAACUGUCUUAUGUACAA